AUGAAGAUUCUUCGAUUCACGAUCGUUUUUAUCUUUCUUGGGGUAAAAGUUAUAGCAUCUGCAUUCACCGGGACGUAUGGGAUCAAUUAUGGUAGGAUAGCAAAUAAUAUACCUUCGCCCGAAAUAGUUGUUACUAUACUGAAGGCUGCAAAGAUCAAGAACGUGAGGAUCUAUGAUUUUGACCACAGUGUUCUCAAUGCAUUUAAAGGGAGUGGUCUCGAGUUAGUAAUUGGUCUCCCGAACGAGUAUGUAAAGGAUAUGAGUAGUAAUGCAGAUCAUGCCCUGACAUGGGUCAGAGAUAACGUCCACGCCUUCCUCCCCGAGACCCACAUAGUAGGGAUUGCCGUGGGGAAUGAAAUUUUGGGCGGGGCUGAUAAUGAUCUUGCGUCAUCUUUAUUGGGUGCCGUGAAAAAUAUACACAAUGCAACCAAAACUCUCGGUUUGGAUCGUCUCGUUCAGAUUUCCACUGCUCAUUCUCAGGCGGUUUUCGCGAAUUCUUAUCCUCCCUCUUCCUGCAUCUUCAAAGAAGGAGUUGCUCAACUAAUGAAGCCUCUAUUGGACUUCUUUUCUCAAAUCGGCUCCCCUUUCUGUCUCAACGCAUACCCCUUUCUGGCUUACACUUAUAACCCCGGCAAAAUAGAUAUAAAUUACGCUCUUUUUCAGCCCAACCAGGGGAUAUACGAUAACAAAACCAAUUUACAUUACGAUAACUUGCUGGAUGCUCAGAUUGAUGCAGCCUAUGCAGCCUUACAAGAUGCAGAUUUCAAGAAAAUGGAAGUCAUAAUAACAGAAACUGGUUGGGCUUCUCACGGGGACGAGAAUGAACCUGCAGCUACUCCUGACAAUGCAAGAACAUAUCACUACAAUCUGCGAAAAAGGUUGGCCAAGAGGAAAGGAACUCCAAUGAGGCCAACAACUAUGUUGAAAGCAUACAUAUUUGCUUUAUUCAAUGAGAAUUCCAAACCUGGAGCGGGUUCUGAGAAAUACUAUGGAUUGUUCAAAGCAGAUGGGACUAUUUCCUAUAAUAUUGGCUUUCCUGGACUUAGAUCUUCAUCCGCAACUUCUUCCCGGCAGGUCUUUGGAGGUGGAAAGUGGUACAAAUCCUAUUCCUUCUUGUUGGCAGUCUCUACUCCAAUAUUAGUUCUCCUUCUAAGACAAGACUGGGAGUAG
Molecule: messenger RNA, 1170 nt
Organism: Striga hermonthica
Lineage: Eukaryota; Viridiplantae; Streptophyta; Magnoliopsida; Lamiales; Orobanchaceae
Source: the annotation of a GenBank genome assembly